GAAAAAGACAAGAGCUUUUGGUUCCACCUAUACGAGCCGGAUCGCAGUCGCUACCAAAAGGUAGAACUCAGCGGAGACACCUUCACUCCCGACGUGGACGAUGUGGAGUGCCGAGUUGUCUCGUCGAAAAUGGUCUGCUUCAGAGAUAAGACCCGACUGCUUCAAUCUACCUUCCAAUGUCCGGAUGUCAGAUUUACAAAUAUUUACAAACAGGCGCGCGAGCCAAGACUUCAUGUGAAUUCAUUCGAUGUGAACGCAAGUGGCGAACUCGCGGUGUCCGCGGCCAGUGACGCGAGCGUGUUGUUGUGGGAAACAAAAACUGGUCAAAUCCGGCGCACAUUCAGCGGUCACGCAAGCGAAGUCUACUGUAGCAAGUUUUUCCCCUCGGGAUUGGUUGUUCUCACUGGCGGCAGUGACAUGCAGUUGAAGAUUUGGUGCGUGGUUUCAGGACAGUGCGCGGCGACCCUGCGACCGGGUCUGGGUGCGGCCGACUCCACCGGCUCCGCAGCCGAACCGGGCGGCCACCGCUCGGGCAUCGUCGAUGUCGAUUUUAUUGACCGCGGGAAAAACAUCGUCGCCAUCGAUCGCGGUGGCUGGCUACGGCUUUGGGAUGUGUCAACGCAGGUGGCUAUCUCGGCUAUGUCUGUUGUCCCCAAGUCACGUGGUGUAACCUCUUACGCCAACUGUUCAGCGGAUGACAGCCCCCAUUGUUGUGCCGUGAAAAGCCGUACUUGGGAUCCCACCAGCCUCGCCCAAGCUACGGCCCAGGAAGAAUCCUGUGGACAGUUCUGCACCCUCGAGACGACGUCGGCGAGGGCAACCGCUACCGGCGUAACCGACAAGCUUGUGGCCGUUGGUUCGGGUCGCGAUGGUCAACUCCUCAUCUACGACAUUAGCUCAGCCAGUUCGCGUGGCCGUGGACCCACGCUCCAACUCGCACUCCCCUGUGCCUCGGGCUCUGUUACUGCCUGUGCCUUCUCUCUCGCGCCGCCAGAACAAGCCUGCGGCGGCGUCUCCAGUGAGUUCGCCAUCGUCGGUGGAGGUUCGACAGGCGAGAUCGCCUGCUGGGAUCUCCGACAUACUAGUAAUCCUCUUCUGACUUACGAGGCUUACAAGUCUGGCGUUUGCGGUUUAAAGAUGCUCAACUUUCCCUCUCACUCGGUUGACGUUAACGGAAGCACCAAAAUUUCAGUACCUGCUUGCACCGGAUUAUUUGCUUCAUUUCGAGACGGCCGCGUUACUGUUCGUCAAUUGGCUAAAGAGAGUUCACCACUACAGAAUGAUUACGCCAAAUUGCUUGAGCUCACAGGUCCAGACGUCGAUGUAAUUCGUGGUCUGUGCGUGUUACCGACAGACCGUCCUUCCGGAACCUCUUCGGUGUGGACGGGUACCCACGGUGGACACUUUUUCCACUACCGUAGAGUCGCAAUACAUCAAUUGUUUGUAUGA
Messenger RNA from Mesocestoides corti, 1449 nucleotides. The record is from the annotation of a GenBank genome assembly. NCBI's taxonomy places the organism in Eukaryota, Metazoa, Platyhelminthes, Cestoda, Cyclophyllidea, Mesocestoididae.